Molecule: messenger RNA, 1713 nt
Organism: Lathyrus oleraceus (garden pea)
Lineage: Eukaryota; Viridiplantae; Streptophyta; Magnoliopsida; Fabales; Fabaceae
Exons: 3
Coding region: 1-1713 (570 amino acids)
Source: RefSeq, a predicted model, not a curated record
AUGGAGACCAAAGCACCAUCAACCAAAAAAGAACUGCAAUCACUAUUAGGAAAGAUAAACUUCCUAAGAAGAUUCAUCUCGAAUUUAAGUGGUCGAACUCAAGCCUUCUCUCCCCUUUUGCGCUUGAAACAAGGGAAGUUCGAAUGGAAUGAUGAACAUAAAAAGACAUUCGACAAGAUCAAUCAUUAUCUGACGAAUCCCCCUAUAUUGGCACCACCAUGUGGAAAGAAGCCUAUGAGACUGUAUAUAUCAGCUUCCGACACUACCAUAGGUAGCAUGUUGGCGCAAGAGAAUGAAGGUGGCAUCGAAAGAGCCAUGUAUUACCUUAGUCGGGUUUUAAAUGAUGCAGAAACUAGAUACACUUCAAUAGAAAAGUUGUGUCUUUGUUUGCAUUUCUCUUGUACUAAACUCAAGUAUUAUAUAAAACCUAUUGAUUUAUACGUCUCUUCGCAUUUUGAUGUCAUCAAGUAUAUGUUAUCUAAGCCAAUAAUGCACAGUCGAAUUGGCAAAUGGGCUUUAGUGCUCACUGAAUACUCUCUAACAUUUAUGCCUUUAAAGGCAAUGAAGGGACAAAUAGUAUCAGAUUUUAUUGUAGACCAUGCACUGGUCGAAAAUCCUCAAUUUCAAGUUGAGUUGAAACCUUGGAAAUUAUUCUUCGACGGUUCCACUCAUAAGAAUGGAAGUGGGGUUGGGAUAAUGUUACUCAAAAAAUUCGAAUACAUCGACAUAAAACAUGUCCCUAGAAUAAAAAACCAAGAGGCUAAUGACUUAGCACAAAUAGCCUCAGGGUAUAGAAUUUCAAAAGAAAAGCUAGAAGAACUUGUCGAAGUAAGAGGAAAGGCAAUGGCUGCCAGAUUAUCUCCGACAGAUUUGGAAAGCACCCAGUUAGGAUAUGCUAACAAAGAGGAGUUUGAAGUUUUGGCCAUUGAUACCUUGAUAGAUACAGAUUGGAGGAAUCUAAUUAUUAAUUAUCUCAAGGACCCUUCGACAGACACAGAAAGAAAAACCAAGUACAGGGCUUUAUCUUAUGUAUUGAUAGGGAAUGAAUUAUUCAAGAAAACCUCUGAAGGGGUCCUGUUGAAAUGCUUAGGAGAAAGCGAAGCUUACUUGGCAUUAUCUAGUGUACAUAGUGGAGCUUGUGGAGCACAUCAGGCAGGCCAUAAGAUGAAAUGGUUGCUUUUCAGAUAUGGAAUGUAUUGGCCCACCAUGUUAAAAGAUUGUAUAGAGUUUGCUAAGGGUUGCCAAGAAUGUCAAAUACAUGCAGGAAUUCAACAUGCUCCUGCAAUACUACCUGUCAAAGUCUACUUGCAAUCAGUAAGAAUCCAAAGACAGGGAGAAAUUCCAUCUGACUUAUAUUGGGAAAUGAUGAUAAAUGAGCUAGUGGAUUUGGACGAAGAAAGGUUACAUGCGUUAGAAGUAUUAAGAAGACAGAAGGAGAGGGUAGCAAGGGAAUACAAUAAGAGGGUCAAAGGUAAAACCUUUACUAUGAAUGAUUUAGUGUGGAAAGUCAUAUUGCUUAUGGAUCGAAAGAAUAAGGCAUUAGGAAAAUGGUCUCCACAUUGGGAAGGACCUUUUCGAAUUCUAAAAGCCUUUUCAAACAAUGCAUACAAAAUAGAAGAACUAGCAGAGGAUCAAAGAAUCCUAAAAGCAAAUGGAAAAUACUUAAAGAAGUAUAAACCAUUUAUGCAUGAAGUUAGAAUCAUAACAGCAUAG